This is a messenger RNA of Nelumbo nucifera (sacred lotus), 1578 nucleotides long. Its product is annotated as CBL-interacting serine/threonine-protein kinase 4-like. Gene Ontology annotation, molecular function: protein serine/threonine kinase activity; ATP binding. NCBI's taxonomy places the organism in Eukaryota, Viridiplantae, Streptophyta, Magnoliopsida, Proteales, Nelumbonaceae. Gene Ontology annotation, biological process: protein phosphorylation; signal transduction. The record is from RefSeq and is a predicted model, not a curated record.
CCCUUUCACCUCUCGCAACCGAUCAAGAGAGACAUGGGCUUGGAGAUCGAGUCCAGUGCUCCAAUCUCCGCCUCCACCACCACCGCCGGGGUUUUGCUCGGAAAGUACAGGCUCGGCCGUGUCCUGGGUCGCGGUAGCUUCGCCAAGGUCUACCAUGCGAGGUCUCUUGCCGACGACGCCGAUAUAGCCAUCAAGGUCAUCGACAAAAGAAAAGUAGCCAACACAACGAUGGAACCGCGCAUCAUUCGUGAAAUCUCCGUAAUGCAUCGCCUUCGACAUCCGAACGUUGUUCGGAUUCAUGAAGUCAUGGCCACCAAGUCCAAGAUCUAUCUGGUCAUGGAGUACGCUGAAGGCGGCGAACUUCUCUCCAAGAUCUCCCGCCAUGGACGCUUAACCGAGCCAACCGCUCGUCGGUACUUCCAACAACUCGUAUUGGCUCUUCAUUUCUGUCACAGAAGUGGUGUCGUCCACCGCGAUAUCAAGCCUCAGAACCUUCUCUUGGAUCACGAAGACAACCUCAAGGUAUCUGACUUCGGCCUCUCGGCUCUUUCCGAACGGUUGAACAAUGGCCUCCUUCACACCGCAUGCGGCACGCCUGCCUACACCGCACCUGAGGUGGUUGCGAGUAUGGGUUACGAUGGGACUAAGGCCGACGCUUGGUCCUGUGGAGUAAUCCUCUUUGUUCUGCUUGCUGGGUUUCUCCCAUUCAACGACGCCAAUCUUACCGGGAUGUACCGCAAGAUGCAACGCAGAGAGUUUCAGUUCCCUUCAUGGUUCUCGAAGCCCGCUAAGUGGGUUAUUGUUCGACUUCUCGAUCCGAAUCCCGAGACUCGGAUCAGCAUUCAAGGUCUCAUAGAGGUUUCCUGGUUCAAGAAGUCGUUUCGAUCAAAUGGACGACGCAUUACUCCGGUCGAUUUGGACCCAGUGGCGUUGCCCAAGGAAGGUAAGCUUCACUUGUUAACAAAUAAUACAGCUGCAGCGCCGGCGAUGAAUGCAUUCGAUAUCAUUUCGUUGUCCUCAGGGUUGGACUUGUCUGGUUUGUUCGAAGAAGAGAGGAAGAGAUCGGAAAGGUUCACGUCGACGGUGUCAUCGGGAGAAAAAAUUGUGGAGAGGGUGACGGAAGUUGGAGAGAAACUGGGGUACAUGGUUCAGAGAAGGAAAGAUGGGGUACUGGGACUGGAGAAAGCAAGGUUGAUAAUGUCGGUUCGAGUGUUGGAACUGGCACAUUCAUUGUUUCUGGUAGAAGUGGAAAGAAUGGGUGAGGAAGAAGCAGAAGUCGAGGAGGCUGAUCAGUGGAGAGAUUUAAGAGUUGAGCUACAAGACAUAGUUUUUGCCUGGCACGGCGAUGGUGUCUCUGAGGUGUGAACUCUGAAGAAAGAGUUCUGUAUGAAGUCCACCAUUUUGUACAGUAACAACUAACAAGUCUGCAAAUUCUCUGUAAAACAUAGCUUAGUAUAGUAAUUUUGUAGAAAUAAAUGAGAUUUUGUUAGGCUACCACGACCCAGGAAUGGUCGAAAUCCCAUUCCACCCAACCAAACUAUUGAAAUUAGAAUGGACUAUUUCUAUUAAGAUGGUCGA